AUGGCUGAGAGAUUAUCAGAGCAACAAAUUGCCGAGUUCAAAGAGGCUUUCUCAUUAUUUGACAAGGAUAGUGAUGGAAAAAUCACCACAAAGGAGUUAGGUACUGUUAUGAGGUCAUUGGGUCAAAAUCCAUCAGAGAGUGAAUUGACGGAUAUGAUUAAUGAAGUUGAUAUUAAUUCAGAUGGUUCAAUUGAUUUCCCAGAGUUUUUAACUAUGAUGGCAAGGAAAAUGAAAGACACCGACUCAGAAGCAGAAAUUGCCGAAGCAUUCAAGGUGUUUGACAGAAACGGAGACGGUAAGAUCAGCGCAGCUGAAUUGAGACACGUGUUGACAUCUAUUGGAGAGAAAUUGUCAGAUGCGGAUGUUGAUCAAAUGAUCAAGGAAGCUGACACUAACAAUGAUGGCGAAAUUGACAUCCAAGAAUUUACUCAAUUAUUAGCUGCAAAGUAA
Messenger RNA from Lodderomyces elongisporus, 450 nucleotides. RefSeq names its product calmodulin (gene CMD1). The transcript has 2 exons. Gene Ontology annotation, cellular component: myosin II complex. The coding region runs from base 1 to 450 and encodes 149 amino acids. The record is from RefSeq and is a predicted model, not a curated record. Lineage: Eukaryota; Fungi; Ascomycota; Pichiomycetes; Serinales; Debaryomycetaceae. Gene Ontology annotation, molecular function: calcium ion binding.